AUGAAGCAGUUCAAGCUCUUCACCUUCGCGGCAGAAGAAGAGAAAUACCAUACCACCUUGUUUAGAAUGUCUUCUCACGAGUCCACCGGCGUUGUUGUUGUCCCAGAGGCCCCGCGCGAUACUGCUUCCUCUCCUGUGACUGAAAGGGCCCCGACGACGGCGCGUCCGUCGUUUAUCGAACCUCUUGAAGAAGAAGAUCUACACCACCAACUCUUAGAAAAAUCUCUCCAGCCUCGUAUCAUGGUAUCUCUUGUGCUCCUCCUCCUACUUAUAGGACAAUAUGCUGCGAUGGAACAUCCUGCUCAACUGCCCAACAGCCUUGUUUCGCCAGAGCCCCGCGAAGGUGUAGCUGACUAUCUGCCUGGGAAUUCCCCGUUGACAUCGCCCCCGAUCUACUCGAUCGAUAUGAUGCCAGGCGCAGAAUCCGCCAUCGACAUGCCAACCCCGCAUGAAGAAUCAAUCAUACGAUCAAACGAAGAUCCUUCCAGCAAGGUGCAGACCUCGCAGUCGGAGGAGACGCCAGCUCAGGGUUUCAAUAGAUUAUCAUGGGCCCAUCCGGACCCUUCAGGUAGCACAGCUGUAGCGUUCAUGUCCAGGUCAACGGGACCCAGUACCACAGGAGAUGUCCAAGUUCGGAUGCAAACUAGAAGUCGCGCACUACAGUUUGAAGGGCCAAGGCGGAGAGAUGCUCUUAUUGCCUCUGGCAGCGUGGGGUUCCUGGUAGUGCUUGCUUUUUUGCUCACAGUCACGUUUUACUGGAUUGCCCUACGUAAACAACACUGUCAAGCCGGGUGGAUUUUUGCGUUACACAACCUCAAUCACAUUGGAAGAAAGUACCCUAGAGGACCGCAGUUAGCCGUUGUCUGUCAUUAG
Molecule: messenger RNA, 873 nt
Organism: Puccinia triticina
Lineage: Eukaryota; Fungi; Basidiomycota; Pucciniomycetes; Pucciniales; Pucciniaceae
Exons: 6
Coding region: 1-873 (290 amino acids)
Source: RefSeq, a predicted model, not a curated record